Messenger RNA from Meloidogyne enterolobii, 587 nucleotides. NCBI's taxonomy places the organism in Eukaryota, Metazoa, Nematoda, Chromadorea, Rhabditida, Meloidogynidae. The record is from the annotation of a GenBank genome assembly.
UAGACCAUUAUGGUUUGUUUUAAAAAUAAAUCUUGAUCAUAUUUUUCCUGUAGGCUCCGAAAAUUUUGAUUUUUGCUAUUACUUUUUUUUAAUUUUAAUUUUAUAUUAGCUCUAGAUAUCAGUUAAAAGAUAUUUUAUUUUCAGCUUAUUUCCACCUCUUUCCCUCAUUUUUAUUUCCAGCUUUUUUCACCAAUUCCCCCCCAUUUUUUGAUAUAAUCAUUGAAAUUUAAACAUUUUUAGAAAAAAAUUUUUUCUCAUUUAUGGAAGUAAAUGAAGAAGAAAUCCCAGAGGGUGGAGGAGGAGGUUUAAGGCUUAGAGGAGCUAGUUUAGACAACAAUUCCUCUUUAAACGAAAGAGAAUUUACUGAGGAAAGUUUAAGACGGGGGAAUGUUCCAAUAAUAUUUAGUAGUCAACAACAACAAAAUACCAGUUAUAGGACAGCUAGUAGUAUAAUUGUUGACCGUAGAAGAAUACAACAUGUCAGAAUUCAAUUAGAGGGCAAGUUGAAAUUUUUUGUUAUUUUGAAGGGGGGGGGGAGGGAAGAAAGGAGAGAGUUUUUUGUUGAGAGUCUUAUUAAUUUUAAUUAG